Molecule: messenger RNA, 1675 nt
Organism: Octodon degus (degu)
Lineage: Eukaryota; Metazoa; Chordata; Mammalia; Rodentia; Octodontidae
Exons: 2
Coding region: 1-999 (332 amino acids)
Source: RefSeq, a predicted model, not a curated record
AUGGGACUCGGCGCUGCUCCGGCUCCUCACGCCGCGUCUCCCGUCGCCGCCAUCUUCUCGCCGCACGGACGCUCGCGUCGGCCGCCGCGCCUGCGCACUGGUCGCGCCGUGGGGCGGGAGCGUGCUGUGCGCCUGCGCGCCCCGAGUGGGCGUGCCUGGCCGCGCGACCUUCCCGCUCCGCGGCGCGUCGUGGGCCAGACGGCGCCCGCAGUCUCUGGGCGUCCGAGUUCUCCAGGGGACAGCGGAAGGCGCUGGGGAGCCCCCGCGUUCCCGCGUUGCGCCGUCUGCUCCGCUUUGACUCCCCUCUCGCGGCGGAGCCUCGCCGGGCGGCAGGAAAUAAAACCCAGCCGGCGGCGAAAGUGCUGGAGAGCGCGCGCGGCAGCGCAGCUCCGGGAGCCCGGGUUUGCUCCCUCGGGAGGCUGGGCCGGGCUCCAUGGCCCCGUACCAGCGGAGAAAAAGCGGGAGGGACGGAAGGAAAGCGGGAAGGAAGAGGAGAGGAAGGAAAGGGGACAUGGCGAGGGGAAGAAGGACGGAGCUGGCGACCUGGCUGCGGUGGCCGGCCGGAAGGCUCGCGCCGCGUGUGACUGCUUCAGGCAGGUUCCUUCUCAUCCUAGGAAGAUGUCACCGCCCGCAAGAUUUCUGGGAGGAUUCAAUUUGAUGUACUCGCGCACCCGGGCCGAGAGCGCUCCGGUGAAGCCCAGCCCCGUGGUUCUGGCACCGUCCUGCGGCUGCCGGACUCUGGGCGCCGCCCCGGAGCCCCAAGCCUGGUCUCGAGGAACCGGGAUCGCCGGGCGCCCGCGGAGGAGCGACUGUGCUAAGAGGAAAGGGAGAGGGGCGGAAUUGCAGCGUGUGCAUCCUGAUUGGCUUGUGGCAGGGCGAACAACAAAAAACACUAAGGGAAAGGGAAAUGGAGAUUUUAUAAAACUGUACUGCGACUUCAAGACCCAGCAGCUACUUGAGUCUUUCUCCCUUCCAGGCAAGUCGCCCAGCCGUGUUUGAGGUUUGUUUUGUUUGGACCCAGUGCCCUGCCUGCUAGCCAGCACUGCCACGACCACCCGGCCUCUCCUGUCUUCCUUCGGUUUUCCUUCAGGCUCCUGCCAACCUGUGUCGCAGGCCCAGCUCACAGUGUUCACAGGCCCUUUCCUGUGUCUUUUGGAGAGGUUUGAGUAUGGCUGCUUCAUGAAUUACUGGUAACUUCAAAGUGUACGCCGGACACUUGUCCCCACUGUCUGAAGGUGUCUGCUGCGGAAUGUAGGGUGAAUGUCAGAAUGCCUGCCAGCCUUUAAGUGGCUCAACGAAAAGUAAAGCCCAUGCACGCACCAACCUCCAGAGAAAGCACAUGUGCAAAUGUAGCAAAAGGGUAACAGACCUAAGGGUUUCUUUGAAAUAUUCUACAGCAAAAAGAUGAGGCAAGUUUUGUUCUUGUCUUUAGGAUGAUAGUGUUCCUGUGUUGUACCGUGCUGCCCUGCAGUGGGGACUGCCAUGGAAAAUCAAGGUCUACACAGUAGAGACUGGGGACUUAGUAGAGUACUGCAGUUCUAAUCUUUUUAUCAUAAUGUUGCUUGGACAACAAAUGAAAGCCAGUAAACAAGACCCAGGGGCCGUUCCUGGUCACUUUUGUAGUCCCCAGGCUGGUCUCGAAUUCGUAGUGAUCCUCCUGUCUCAGCCUCCCGAG